Molecule: messenger RNA, 691 nt
Organism: Durio zibethinus
Lineage: Eukaryota; Viridiplantae; Streptophyta; Magnoliopsida; Malvales; Malvaceae
Source: RefSeq, a predicted model, not a curated record
CUCCAUGGCUCCUUCAUUCGUUAACAGUCAUCAAAAAAAUGAAAAACAACUGUCAAGGAUAACUUUCUCACUACAGACAUCCAGGAUUAGUUAAUUCUGACAAAAUACCCGGACAGUUGAGAACAAAAAUAGAAAGUCGUUAACACCCAUAGAAAGCUCAGGAUUCAAGCUUCUGGGUUACUCACACGUGUCUUUGAUCUAUUUUUCCAUUGAUGCUCUGAAAUCCCAAGCCUUAUAUCUCAUUCUCAUUCUCUUUUUCCUGUUCUUUCCAACAAAAGAAAGAAUACGGAUUAACUUGAAAGAUUUUUAAGGAAAAUGGCAGAUGGAAUUUCUGAUUCCUCCGGUGGAAAAUUUCCAGAUGCUGAUGCUAAGGGGGAGUUGAAUCCAGGUGAAAACAAGGACUUUAAGGUUGAUUCUUUGUCGUGUGAGAUUGCUACUUCCAGGGAGAUCAAGGACCAAGCUAAGGCAGAAGAGAACAAGGGAAAGAAGGAUCCAAUGCAGAGGCUGAAAACAGCAAUUCUAGUUUCAGCUGUGGUGGUGGCAGUGGCAGGGGCAGCCUUUGCCAUAACCAAGAAAUUGAAAGAGAAAUGAACAUAUAUAGUGUGGCUACAGGUAGCCAAAAGAGUGUAUUAAAUCUAGCAAUUCUACCUUUUUUUUGUCUCAUUUUUGUUUAUUUAUUUUAUUAUUAUUA